AUGAGGUGUUCAUUCCAUUAUUCCAUCCCAUCAACUGUCGUGCCGCUGUUUGACAAGGACCAGCCUGGCGGGGUAGGAAAACCUUCAACUUCUAAUCGGCCUCUCCCUGGCAUGACUGACAAGAAGGCACCCCGGACAUCCGGGGGUCCCCAAUAA
Colletotrichum orchidophilum is the source of this 156-nucleotide messenger RNA. RefSeq lists its product as uncharacterized. The transcript has a single exon. The record is from RefSeq and is a predicted model, not a curated record. Bases 1 to 156 code for a protein of 51 amino acids. Lineage: Eukaryota; Fungi; Ascomycota; Sordariomycetes; Glomerellales; Glomerellaceae.